GAAUUAUUUCUAUUCUGACUCAUUAACGUGACCUCGCAAUGUGAAAAAUAAGUACGUUAUUUUGAGGCACCUCGGGGAUAUGUGUUUAUUCACCUCGGCGCUGCGCGCCUCGGUGAGUAAAUCAUAUAUCCCCUCGUUGCUUCAAAAUAACCUAUACUUAUUUCUAUUACAGAUACCAUUGUUAGAAGUCCCUGGAGAUAUUGAAGCGGCAGUAAAACCUGACGAAUGGAUAAGCAGAACCAUCAAUGAUUCAAAGGUAUUUGUCAUCAGCGUACGAGUAGAGACCGACUAUCCAUCGAGACGCACAAUCACAAUCAUCAUCCAUCAAAACUAGGCCAGCGAGAACAAUGCAAUGGCUCUGAAAACGAAUCACACCUUAAAUAUUUGGCUCAUAGUUUCUCAUUGCCGUACCUAUACUACGCACGCUAUCUUGACGAAUGAUUCGUCUGUUUAUUGAUAAUAUACACCAGGGUGCAGCGUUUUGCAAACGGUUCGCUCUUGUUCGCCUAGAUAGAUAAUCGGUCAUAACGGGGGAAAAGCGGUAACUGUAAAUUUUGGAAAACCAAUCGGAUGGAUUCAGUCAAAACAAAGUGUAUAAAAAUGCGAAUCACAUUGCAGAAUAUGUUGAUACAAAUAUACAGAAAGCUAUUACAAAAACACAAAACAAAUCAUGAUAGUGAAACAAGUAUGGAGUAAUGUAAGAAUUUAAGGUAUUGUCAAUGUCUGCUUUUGAAAGGCAAAGGAAAGACACAGGGAAAACGUUCAUUAAUGCCAGUGUCAAUUAUGGAAAUGGGGCACAUUUCGUGUCUUUUGCAGCUAUCAUUGCUUUCAAAAACGGGACAGAGGGCUCGAAUUUUCAUAAAAGUUUUAUUAAAAUGUCUGGUAACAGGCUCGUUAGCAUCGUUGCCAAUGACUGCACACCGAUGCUCACCAAACAUUGUCGUCAGUGGCGUAGCGCUCAUUGGUUAGGGUUAGUCAGUUCAAAAACUAAGGGCCCCAACAGUUAGGGGCCCCCAUCAGCCACAGUCUAUCGCCCAGAAAAUGCAGGUGAAGAAUCAAUGGGAAAAUGCGAAAUUAAUAGUGCUACAUAAUAAAGCCUCCAUCGACGACGGUAGCUGAUUUUUUAUGCCAUCAAAUUAAACAAAAGUUAUUCAUAAAAGUUGUUACAUAUGUUGGAGACUGUUAUUGUUAUUGUUAUUGUUAUUGUCAUAGACACGGAAUUUUCCAGAACAUUCUAUAAAUAUUCAAUAUAAAUAUAAUAUCUCAGUCAAACAAUGACAACAGGGGCCCCCACACAGAAUAUGCCUAAGGGCCCCCUCUUCCUCCGUUACGCCACUGAUUGUCUUAACUAGUACUGUCCACCCCUAGGGCAAUAUGGCAUUAAUGAACGUUUCUCCUAUGUGUGGUAUCUAUAUUUGUCUUUGCCUGUCAAAAGCGGACAUUGGCAGUACUUGAAAUUCUCACCUUAUUUCAUAUAUAUUUUUUUGUAUUUGUUGUAGUUUUCUGUGUGUUUGUAUUAAUAUAUUCUGUAAUGUGAUUCACAUUUUUUGUUUGCACUUUGUUUUGACUUUACGUCACUGCGUCUUGGCGCACGAUAUAUAUGCUCGUUAAAAAUCUGUUCGAAAAGUUGCAUCACGCAGUUUGACGUAACACUGUUACAACUUGUUUACAAGAUGUGAGAUUAUUGCAACGACGUAAAAAAAUGUUAGCCAAAUGGCCCAAAUUUGUCCAUUCAGACCUGUGAUCACAAUCUGUUGCCGCGUGGCGCUCAAAGGAGCUACGUCACUACAUCCUGGCGCACGAAAUGCUGGCAAACAAUCUGUUAAAAAAAUUUGGGAGAUUGUUUUAUUUGCAUGACUUAGUUUGGUGUGCCUGUUUGAUCUUUUCAAACUUUCAUUUUUGUAGCAAGAAUGUCCUCCAUUGCUUAACUCGACGCUGGAAACAAAAUUGAACAGUUCAGUUGGUUGUCAGAUACCACUUAUUGAUCCAUUUCAUCCUUCCAUAAUGAACUUACUAAGUGAUGUUCCUAUGCCAAAGUGUUCGCAAUUCAAGUCUUAUGGAAAAUUAGUCGACGGCAAAAUACACUUUGUAGGUAGGCCUAAUCAUAUUAUGUGUCAGAAAUGUUAUUAUCUUGUUUAAACUCGCUCUUCAUUUUCCCAUCACUUCAUUUUCCCAUAACCACAUUGUUUUAUCUAUAGGUCAUGUGAUCAAACAUGGCCAAGAAGCUUUGAUUCAAGUUAUAUAGAACAGGUGGGAAAAUUGUCGUCGCUGACCAAAUUUAUCGCGGCCGCUUUCUUUUUGCGAAGCAAAAAUUGUGAAAACAACAAAAACACAGAUUUCGCUACCCUGUUUCUCGUACUGCAGCAGAGAAAAAGAAAAGAAAGCUAGCCGACGUAAACGUUAAUAAACGUUCAUCAAGAUCACAAUUACUUGUCGCAAUCGAGAAAUUAGCAGUCAAGAAUUCUUCGCUGAAACUUCCGAAAAUUAUGUUUCUUGCAAAAUGUGUGUGUAUUGAUGGAAUAUUACUUGAAAUGUGCAGUACAUGCGUUUGUUGUCCAGGACAAAGUAUAAAUAUUUGGUUUUUGAGUGAUACUGUGCGCCAACUAUCAUCGUUAAAUUUCAGUAUGUGAGGUAUUUUGCUAAAAUUGCUUGUUUUUCACCUUAAUUUUCUCAUAUAUACAGAUUGUGCCAAUGAAAUGUGAUUAGGUCAGAAGAUGUGCUUUUCUUUCUAGUUUUUGCUAAUAGAAUGUAAAGUCGCCUAAAAAAUGAAGAAAGUGCUGAAUUUUGGCAAGUUUCAUGAGCAAGUGUGAUUUAUACGAAAAAGGUGACUCAGAAAAUGAGCAUCAGAUUAAACAUUUUACCAUGUAUUUUGCUAUAAAGGUUUUAAAAUAUUAUUUUUCGGUUUUCAAAGUAUUUAAAAAACAAAUAAACAUAGCAAUCAGAUUUUUCUAUGACCUCAUUUCGAAGCGUAAACUUUGUAUUAUUUUUAAACACAAUUCUUGCUCUUUCAAAAUAUUAUAUAAAACACGAAUUUCGUCAUGUUACAGGUUGUGCCAAUGAAAUAUCGCUGUUUUACAUUAAAUUUCAAAGCAUUUUUAAGUCGGUAUUAAAUUUCUUGGCUUUGUAAAAAAUGAAGAAGUGUUAGUAUUUUUGGUUUGAAUUUCACAUUUUAUUGAAGCCAUCAGACGACAUUUUAAAAGGAAAUUUUUUGCUCCGUUUUGUUUUGCAUUGAAAUAAUCGAUAUAAAUAAUUUACAUUGUAAAAUAUAUGGCAAUAGAGGAAAUCAAAGUAUUACUGCAACCUUUUUUGUUAGUGAGUCCAAUUUUGUGGUGAUUUGUGGCCCUAAACAGCUGCUGCAAAAUUGUCCUUCGAAUUUGAAGGCGAUGCGGUCGGGCCGUCAAUGAUAUAGCAUAGGAAUCCCGAUAAAUAUAGUUGUAACAAAUAAAAAGCGUUAAAUUUGUCUAAUUUUGAAUAAAUUUGCAUUGUAUUACCGUGUUUGACUCUUUUCAAUCUUGCGCUGUGAAUUCAGUGACGCAGGUAAAUCGCGUAUACGACGCAUAAGUUAUAGUUAUUGAGUUAUAUAGUUAUAGUUAUUCUCAAUAACUAUAACUUAUGCGUCGUAUACGCGAUUUACUUACGUCAUUGAAUUCACAGCGCAAGAUUGAAAACAGUCAAAGCACGGUAAUACAAUGCAAAUUUAUUUAAAAUUAGACAAAUUUAACGUUUUUUAUUUGUUACAACUAUAUUUAUUUGGAUUCCUAUGAUGAUUAGCAGUUUACUUAUAGUUCAAUGGAAAAACCCGAGCAGUUUUCGUGCAUGCUCAGUCAAUUUUCCCACCUGUUGUUAUAUAGAGAAUCAAAUAUUCAUCACACUGCAAAAAUUCAUUUGGAAUAUUUUGACUCAAAAACUUGAGUAAAUAAUGCAACCAUAGUGACUCAAAUUUAGUUAUUUUUUUAGUAAAGAUUUACUUCAACUUGCUCAUAAAUGCAAGUAAUUUUACUCAAUAUUUUGAGUCAAGGUAAGUGCAUUACUUUACUCAUGUCUUUGAGUCAAACUACGCAGGUUAUUUUGCAGUGUAUAUAUUCCGGCAUGCAUAUAGUCAGUUACAUUCUGCGGUGAUUUGAAGGUGUCAAUUAGAGCCACGUUUUCAACGAUAAUAUAGAGGUUCAGAUUUGACCACCGCUACCUGUACCAUUAAGGGACCAUCAACCAAUCAGAUGCGUUUGAUAUAUUCGAUCAACUAAUCAGAUGCGUACUAAGCCAGUUAGAGAUAGUCGUUACGGUAGUGGAACUCAAGUCUAAACCUCUAUAUAUUCAUCAACUCGCGUCCUGCAACUUCUUAAAAUUCCUGUUGAUCCCGCCAUUUUUCUAGCCCUUUUCUUCCCGUUUCCCGUUACCCGAAUCAGGAAAGUUAUCUUGCCUUCCUAGCUUUGUACAUAGUUUUAGUUCUACUUCUUACCAUCAAAGUCUCACAAUUCCACCUGAUAAAGAAUUUGUUGCAACUGUUUUCAUGACCUUUAGAUUCGACAGUUAUUUCUGCAAGUUAUCGACGAAUAGUGAGAAAUGGAGAUUUUAAAUAUACCCUAGGAGAAAGUUUACCAAUACCAUUGCUAAACACCACAGAGAAGAUUACGGAUGAGUUUAUUGAAGUAGAGUACCAGCUCAAAGACGGGAAAAAGCCUCAAGAAAAAGAGAUAUUUAUUCAGCCUGUGCCACACCAACACUUAUUAAGUCGAAGUGCCCAAAUUGAACCUGGAAUACCGCUAAAUAUAUUGAUUGUUGGUGUUGAUUCAAUGUCCCAUGGCAAUGCCAUACGAAAGUUACCGCAAGUGUAUAAAUACCUUAAAGACGAGUUAGGUUCAGUGAUAUUUAAUGGACAUUCUGUGGUAGGAGACGGGACCACGGACCAACUGGCCGCGAUUUUAACUGGAACGAGCGAGACAGGACAAUAUGAGGCAAGACGUCAUAUUAAAAAAGCUCGUCCAGUUGAUGGAUGGACAUGGAUAUAUAAACAACUUAAUGGUAACGUAUUAAUGUCAGAAUAUGCUUUUGGUCAUCUCACUUGAUUGAACUAAUGUUAAAGGUUUUUGUGGAUGGAAAUUUCGAGGUCGGCUAUAUUGCGAGUCUGCGAGUUCGGGAGUUUGCGAUCGAAGUUGCCAAGUUCAUUUCUCAUUUAAGGCACAGAGAGUCCAUCCCGGGUCUUAUUGAAGUUAUGCAUUAGAAUUGCGUAUGAAAUAUAUAGCUCAGUGUUGAAGCCUGCAAUUUACGGGCUGCGUGCGGGCUAACGCGCGCGUUGAAUCAAAUUGCAGGCUUCAACACUGAGCUAUAUUUUUCCCAGGUUAGCUAUAUUUUUCCCCAGAGCUAUAUUUUUUAACAAAGGUUUUAUUACCUUUUGAAGGUUUAAUCAAUUUUUUUCAGAAAGAGGCUAUCUAACUGGUUAUUCCGGAGACAACCCAGGUAUUGGUCCAUUCAGUUACAGACUGAUGGGAUUUAAGGAUUCACCUACAGAUUUUUAUCCCAGACCGUUUUAUUCCAUGGCUGAGAAGAUAUUGAAAGACAGUACCAGCAAUAAAUGCGUAGCUUCCAAGACUAUAUCAACAGUUCAGUUUGAUUACAUCCGAGAAGUCUUUGCAAUGUUCAAAAAUAAAUUGAAAUUCUUCUUUUCUUUCAACGGUAAGAGAUCCGUGUUUAUUAUAUUUCCUAACUAGAAAUACCUGCAUGCAACGACCCCUCUCCUAUAUUUUCCAAACAUUGUUUUACCAUGAAAUAUUCUUAAUUACGCCAACAUUGAGUGCAGGCUCACGUUGCUCGCGUUAUGUCAGCCAUUACAAAACGAUAAAAAAUAAAUGAAAUUUGAACAGUUUUAACCACAGCAUUAUGAGGUUUUUUCCGAUACAAUUUUCAAGAAAUAAAUUUAAAUGAUCAUACAGGUUGCUAAUGAAAAUGAUUUGCUUUCCUUUAUUUUGAACUAGUCCACAAAAAAUUAAAACAAGUUAAUUAUAUUUAAGAAACUUUAGCAUACAAUGAAUAGGAAAGCCGUGCAUGUCAUACAAUUUUAUAUGACUAAACAAACUUACCCUAUACUUCGGAUUUCUCAUACUUUAUUUAUUGAGUUUCUCACUCAUUGGUCAGCAGGUUUCCCAACAGGCUAUUGCCCAAUUGAUAGGGUAUUCGAAGUACCUAGGAUUUAACGUCCUUAUCUGAGAAGACGCGAAAGUCUAACCAUUUACUGAUGUCAAUGUAAAGGUAGCAGCAGUUCCUCCUCAAUUAUUUUAAGACUUUGAGUACAGAGGUCCGACCAAGAAAAAAAUUCUAGUCGCCGCCCGAUCACCCUUAUGAUUGGGGUUCAGGGUUGCAUCUUUUUACUGAAGCUGUUCUUGUUUAUUAACUCUUUCUCGACAAGCGGUAUCGCAUUACAGUAUACGAUUCAAUUGUUUCUAAUGUAAAUAUCUUUAAACGAAAUCUUCACAAAAUAACCUUUCGAACGGGGGGCCAAAUGCCUUCAAAACAUUACACAAACCGAAACAAUCAUAUAUUUACUCACCGCUUGGCCAAACAUUCUGUAUUUCAUAUCGAGAAAAGUCGAAUGUCUUCUAAACUUUUCGUUAUUUUCUCAAAGGCUAUAUGAGUAAAAUACUCUUUACGUUCAAGCGCUUUCGCGGAAAGUAUCGUUUGAAUAUGGCGAGUAGAAAUAUUUUAGGAUUGUUUUAGGGUCAGGCGUCAGUCAGGAUUAUCAGUCAAUUCGAUUAUAACUGACCUUAUAGGCAUUUGUACCCCUGGUUCCGGGGCCUGGGGUAGGCAGUCCGUAAUUUGACAAAUGAUUUUGCUUGCUCAUUCCAUAUAGCGAUGUACACCCACAACACUUAUAGUGAAGGAGGAAUGAUUGAACCAGAUCUACUCUCCCUUCUUCAAGAUUUAAAUCAACAUGGCUAUCUCAACAACACCUUACUUAUAGUAUUGGGGGACCACGGAUCACGGUAUGGCAAAGCACGUGCUGUACUACAAGGAAAACUGGAGGAGAGACUUCCACUUUUCUCGAUGAGAUUUCCAACAUGGUUUAGAGAUAAAUUUCCCACUAUUAUGAAAAAUUUAAAAAUCAAUACAAAUCGUCUCACAUCAUGGUAUGAUGUUUAUGCCACAUUUCGUCAUAUGCUAAGUUACCCAAGCCUCCCAUCCGACAUUAAACACGGUCAAAGUUUGUUGACAGAGAUUCCAAUUUCACGUACUUGUGAAGAGGCUAAUGUUGCCGAACAUUGGUGCCCGUGCUUACGGUGGGAACCUGUGGAUCACUCGUAUACUCAUGCGCAGAAAGCAGCACUUGCUGCAGUGGAGUACAUGAAUGGUGCAAACCUUGAACACCAAGAAAGUGCAGAGAUGUGUCGAAAUUUGUCGUUGAAGAGCGUAAAUUAUGCUCUAUUAGAACGACCAAAUGAUAAACUUCUGUCAUUUGCUAACACAAACGAUUUACGUCCUGUGUUUAACCAGAGAUUAAACCCUGCGCACCAACACAUUUGCCGUUAUCAAGUUCAAUUCACAACCUCACCAAAUAACGGCACGUACGAAGCCACAGUGAGAUACCACAAGAGUUGGUUUAUUGUUAGCAAAGGUAUUAGUAGGAUAAACAAAUAUGGAAAUCAACCAGAAUGCAUUGCGAGACAACUGCCGCAUUUAAGGAAAUUUUGCAUGUGCAAAGAAAUUUCAUCGAAACCACUUUAUUAUAUGUUUUUCAAAUGUACAUAGUAGAAAUAUUUUAUUGGAAAGAAAUACUUUGUUAAAAUGUUCAUAAGUACUUUUAUAAAUGUGAAAGAUUCGCGUAGAAUUAGUACCGAAAAAACUUAAUAUAGA
This is a messenger RNA of Paramuricea clavata, 7845 nucleotides long. The record is from the annotation of a GenBank genome assembly. NCBI's taxonomy places the organism in Eukaryota, Metazoa, Cnidaria, Anthozoa, Malacalcyonacea, Plexauridae.